Messenger RNA from Oncorhynchus mykiss (rainbow trout), 1202 nucleotides. RefSeq names its product N-acetylglucosamine-1-phosphate transferase subunit gamma (gene gnptg). The record is from RefSeq and is marked provisional. Gene Ontology annotation, cellular component: Golgi apparatus. Lineage: Eukaryota; Metazoa; Chordata; Actinopteri; Salmoniformes; Salmonidae.
AUCGACUAGAAUACUACAUUUACUAUGGAUGUAUCUGCUCUGUCUUACCCUGCUGAGCCCCUAUUCAUUUGCUGGUAAAAUGAAGAUUGUUGAGGAACCAAAUACAUUUGGGCUCAACAAUCCCUUUUUGGCCCAAGGAAGUAGACUCCAGCCCAAGGUGACUCCAGGCCCAGUGUCAGGACCAGCACAUCUCCGCCGACUAGCAGGAAAGUGCUUCAGUUACAUAGAGUCCACGUAUAAAUAUGAAUUCUGUCCAUUCCACAACAUCACCCAGCAUGAGCAGUCAUUCAGGUGGAACGCUUACAGUGGCAUACUGGGAAUCUGGCAGGAGUGGGAGAUUGUGAACAACACCUUUUUGGCCAUGUGGAUGAGAGAGGGAGAUGCCUGUGGGAAUAAAAAUAGGCAAACAAAGGUCAUUCUGACCUGCGGUGGAAGUAGCAAGUUGGCUCAAGUGUCAGAGCCCACUACCUGUGUUUAUUCUCUAAGCUUUGAGACCCCACUUGUAUGCCACCCACAUUCUCUCUUAGUGUACCCAACUCUGAGUGACAAGCUGCAGAUGGAAUGGGAUGAAAUCGAACAGGCCCGCUAUGAGAACCUCAUUACUGAGCAGGGCUACAAUAAUCUACUGAGGGAUAUUUUUGAGGAUGCUGGUUUCCUAAAGAGCCAAAAGGUAAAGGAGAAGCCGGAUAUCACAACUACCUCAAAGACACAUGAUUCCUUGCAGAAAUGCAAUGAGGAUGUCCGUAAACAGAGGGAAGAGAUUGAGAGAUUGCAAGCUCUCCUCACUCAACACAACAUUCCCCAUGAGUCAAAGGCAGCUAAGGCGAAGAUUCCAGUGAGUGUGACUGUGCAAAAUCGGCACCUGAGAGGGGACAACGGCCUCAUCGCAGACCUACUCUGAGGAUUCCAGACAUUUACACAAAAUAUUGCAGACCACUAACUGAACAGCAGAGAAGGCAGAUGUCACACAAUAAACAUGGCAGUUCCACAUUAGAGAAUUCAAGUAAAAAUUCUAAAUACAAUUUUAGAUAAACAACCAUGUUUUCUUGACUGUGAGGCGUACCUGUACUCCCCAAUGGCAUAGCUAGAUUCUUAGAAUAUUUAUUUUUCAACUCCAUUGUCUGUCUGGACAGAAAUCAUACCUCUGCUAUCAAAGGAAGUACACUGAAGAUGUAAAUUGUUUGAUCCAGAAAAUACAUUUU